CACAGCUCAACAAACCUCUGCUUCUCGGGAUUCCACUGUUCCCUCCCUGUUGUCGUUUACAACAACAAAUCUGACUUUGUGUCUUAAGCAUUUAACAGCAUGUGUAAAGGACUUGCAACACUUCCUGCAACAUGCUUGAAAAGUGCCAAAGACAUCAAGCACAAAAUAAGCUUCUUACUCCAAAAGCCUGAACCCCAAGCAGCGGAUCAGAAGCAGACGAAAGAGAAAACUGUCGCUGCCGCAGUGGCUGUGAAAAGGGUACCUACUGCAGCUGAGGUGGAGAAAUGGAAGGAGUCUUUCAGCCACGUGAUGAGCAGUGAAAUGGGUCGUACAGUCUUCGCCAGCUUCCUGAAGUCAGAAUUCAGCGAAGAGAACAUGGACUUUUGGGUAGCCUGCGAAGACUAUAAGAAGACUGCAUCUUCCAAGUUGCAGAUCAGAGCCAAGCAGAUCUACCAGCAAUAUGUAGAGGCAGAUGCUCCCAAUGAGGUAAACUUGGAUGCAGUGACCAGAGAAGAAACAAGGCAGAAUGUCGAGAACGCCUGCCAGUCUUGUUUUAAUGAAGCUCAGAAGAUGAUCUUCACCUUGAUGGAGAAAGACUCCUACAGGCGCUUCCUCAACUCCAAACUGAUCCAGGAUCUGGGUCAGACACAGACCACCGCUGCUCAGGAGAAGAAAGAGAAGAAAAACUGUGACUGUGCCGAGAACAGGCAGGCGUUAACUGGAGGUGCCUGAAUGGCAAGCAAACAGGGAAGACUAGAAGGUGACAAAGACUGAAAAUGUAUGUGAAGGAAGACACAAAUAAAGUAAAGACUAGAAAACCAGUGAAUUAGAAGGUUAAUGUGAUGUAGUAAAGAUUUGUCUUUCUUUUUUUUUUUACUUAACAUUAAUCCCUGGAAGUCUUUGGUAGUCAUUUAAGGGUUUGAAUUGGCUACUGUAUAUCUGUAUGUGCAUUAACCAGAAAAAUAUUUGAAUAUUUGAAAAGAUUUGUGACAGUUGAUGGUGAAAUAUUCAAAUAUUUCACCACAAAUUUUUUCCCUUCCCAAAGGUUGAUGGUAACUGAUUCAUUAUUUCAAUAUUUCAACACUAUAUAAAUACAGAUAAUGCUUAAAUGUUUGCAUUAUGAAGCUUAGCUUUUUCUUAUGGUUUCACUGCAAAACAUAACCUGCUCUCCAAGUCAUGGCCGGUUUCUAUUCAUUCUCACACCAGAUAAAGUCUAACAUGUAAAGCUACUUUCACCAAACAGACACACCUUCAAACAACCUUACUGCUAGUGCAGCAUGUUGUCAGUGGAAUAGCGUGAAAGUUUUGAUCUAUUUAGGUAAUAAUGUACACUUGUUGUAUCUUUAAAGUAAUAUAUCAAGUUCUUUCUAAGAAGGACUAAACUUAACGAAGUGAUGAGAACACAGACACCAAAAUCAUACGUUGAGUGAUAAAAGCAAAUAUGACUAACCUAUCAGUAUUACAAACAUCAGUGUUUAAUUAUGAUAAUGACCAUUAACCCAGUACAGGUGAUGUGGGCAUAUUUAAUUUUUGGGUAUAGAUGAAAUGAAUCAUCUUACUCAUCUGCUUUGUAGUGGGGUUUGACUUUAGGUAGACCCAAUUAUUUUCCAUCAUAUUGACUUGGGCACAUAAAUGUUACGGAUCAGCAGCUACUGCUUCACGUUUUACUCAGUACCUAUAUACCACAUGUUCAUACAACAACAGAUGGAUUAUAUUGAUGCCUAUGUUCUCAUUACUGGAAAUUGUCUGCGUCUAGUGGGAAUUUUUAAAAUGCUUUAAUAUUGCAGUAUUGAUUUUCUGUUGCGUGUAAUUCAGUUAACAAACAGUCCUGGUGAAAAGGUCAAACUGUGACUCAUUAGAUCGUUUCUAAAGAGUUUUCCUGUAAGUCAAACUGUUUUGUUCAGAUGUUUAAUACCGUGAUUUGUACAUGGUACUUAAUAGUAUGUUUAACUAUAAUGUUACAUGUCACUUUAAUUGAAUGGAUUUUGGUGGCCUUUCUCACCAAAAUGUUUCAUCAACAUACUGUGAUGGUCUGAUCAAUGGAAAACUAGAUACUGUAUGUAAAUAUUUAUUAAAUGAUGCCAUUGUCCUAUUUAUAUCAUAUCUGUGGCUAUUUACAAAUAAAAUGUGCUGAUAGUCA
Molecule: messenger RNA, 2140 nt
Organism: Micropterus dolomieu (smallmouth bass)
Lineage: Eukaryota; Metazoa; Chordata; Actinopteri; Centrarchiformes; Centrarchidae
Gene: rgs4
Product: regulator of G protein signaling 4
Exons: 5
Coding region: 100-732 (210 amino acids)
Source: RefSeq, a predicted model, not a curated record